AUGAACAUGAUGCGCAAGAAGGCGCAGUACGUGAACAUCACGCCCAUACCAUCCUACAUCCCGCGUCAGCUCGCAAUCGACUUCCUCCACAGCCAUGGCGAAAUCAUCGAGCUGAAUCCACUCGUCACCGGCCACGAACCCAUCAAAGCACCGCGCGACGCUCCUGCAGACGAAUUCUAUUCAACAUGGUACGAGAUCUCGCAGCGCAUACAAUACAUACCCGGUAUUGGCAAGAUGGGAAGCGGCGCAAUCAAAUUUCGAGGCGUCUUCCAUGACCUGCCCUUCGGCCUGCAGACACACACUUAUGCGCCUGCAAAUGUCGACCUGCGCAACAAGUGGCAGAUUUGCGGAAACCAGCCUGGCGAACCACCUGAGCCGAAAGAGCUGGGCUCAGGUGCGCCACCUGAGGGACUUUACAUACGCGAGGAUGUGGAGAUCAAGUGCAAUAUGACCAUGCUCAGCUUUGUCAAGAAGGAGAUGAAGGCAGCUGCAAAGGUCAUGGUAGACCGUUUAGUCAAGAAGGCUGAACUACUCGACUCAGGAGCGUUGCAUGCCAUGAUGGAGAACGGGCGGCUGAAGACGGUCAACCCAGCAGAUCGUUCAGCGCACGAUUACAGGUCGCCACAACCAUCGCCAACGCAGCCCUACCAGAUGCCCAUGUCACCGCACAGGCAGAGCCAACAGUAUGCGCAGCCUGAUCAGAACGCUCCACCAGUGCCACCGAAGCAGCUCCUAGGAACGAACGACGUCGUGAUGGAACUACCAGGCGACUUCUACCACCCUCAACCAUCUCCCACCUUCCUGCACCCGAACCAUAACCGCACAUCUACCGCCUCCGAGCCGUCGCAAUACUCACCCCAGCCGCAAGAUGUGCGCUGGUCAACCGCAUCGCACAGCACUGUUAGUUCACGGCCGAGCUCCUACGCGCCCUCAGAGGGUAUGCGCUCGCCAGGGUUGGAGCAAAAGGCGUUCGCGGCCGAGCUGCCGACAAUGGAGGAGACGAAGGAAGAGCAUAAUGUCAGGCAGAGGCGAGAGAGCGACCACAAAGGUCAGCAAGCGUACACAUACAAUCCACAGGAUUACGCUCGGACACAGCAGCAGUAUGGAAGCAACCCACCAUACCCGGUGUAUGGGCAACAAUAUCCCCAACGGUAA
Molecule: messenger RNA, 1155 nt
Organism: Alternaria postmessia
Lineage: Eukaryota; Fungi; Ascomycota; Dothideomycetes; Pleosporales; Pleosporaceae
Exons: 1
Coding region: 1-1155 (384 amino acids)
Source: RefSeq, a predicted model, not a curated record